Phoenix dactylifera (date palm) is the source of this 1225-nucleotide messenger RNA. Its product is annotated as expansin-A2-like. Gene Ontology annotation, cellular component: extracellular region. Gene Ontology annotation, biological process: plant-type cell wall organization. The record is from RefSeq and is a predicted model, not a curated record. NCBI's taxonomy places the organism in Eukaryota, Viridiplantae, Streptophyta, Magnoliopsida, Arecales, Arecaceae.
CUCCCCUUCGUCUUCACCAACCAGGCAGCAAACACCUCCCAUUCCUCCCCCAUUCCUUGGUAGUCCUCUCAAAUGGCGUCCCCAAGGUGCUUGCUCUCGAAUUCCGUCCUCUCCUCCUCCUUCUUAUUCUUCUCUUCCUUGUGUUUCUUUGCAUCGCAAGCCUCGGGGGACUCCGGAUGGCAGAACGCACACGCCACGUUCUACGGCGGUGGCGAUGCCUCCGGCACAAUGGGGGGGGCUUGUGGAUAUGGCAACCUCUACAGCCAGGGCUACGGGACCAACACCGCGGCCCUCAGCACCGCGCUCUUCAACGACGGGCUCAGCUGCGGCGCGUGCUACGAGAUGCGGUGCGCCGACGACCCCAAGUGGUGCCGCCCGGGCUCCAUCAUCGUCACCGCCACCAACUUCUGUCCCCCGAACUACGCCCUCUCCAACGACAACGGCGGCUGGUGCAACCCUCCCCUCCAGCAUUUUGACCUCGCCGAGCCUGCCUUCCUCCAAAUUGCCCAGUACCGGGCCGGCAUCGUCCCCAUCUCCUUCCGCAGGGUCCCCUGCGCGAAGAAGGGAGGGAUCAGGUUCACCAUCAAUGGCCACUCCUACUUCAACUUGGUUCUCAUCAGCAAUGUCGCCGGGGCCGGUGACGUGCAUGCGGUGUCGAUCAAGGGGUCGAAGACCGGGUGGCAGGCCAUGUCGCGAAACUGGGGCCAGAAUUGGCAGAGCAACGCCUACCUCGACGGCCAGAGCCUCUCCUUCCAGGUCACCACCAGCGACGGGAGGACCGACACCAGCUCCGACGUCGUGCCGGCCGGUUGGCAGUUCGGCCAGACCUUUGAGGGAGGCCAAUUCUAGGCCUCGCAUUGCUAAGGGUCUCAAGAGUUUGGGGUUAGGGAGGGAGGCCUCUCUCUCUUUGAGAGAGAGGUUUGGGCCUGGUUGAAUGCUGAGGUGGCUUUAUUAGCACCCGCUGAGAAGGCCUAAAUAGUAAACGUAUUAGAGAUAGACGUUUGUCAUUGUUUCUUGUUGCAAAUUUAGAUUGAAUGCCUUGUGGCGAUUAAGAAAUAUAGGCCUUGGGGGUAUAGAAUGGGAAUCCUCAACGUAGAAUAUGAUUGUGUGGAGGAUGUUAUAUCAAUUGCAGGCAAGCAUGAUGCUUGCCUUGUCUAUUUCAAGCAUCAUAUUUGUAACCGAUAAUUAUUCUCUAAUAAGAAUAAGCAAUUUGUUUAUUGCAGCA